AUGACGGAGCUCAGUUUCACCAAGCAAUUCCUCUCAACCUUGAGCUCUCGUCCGAUCCGCACCAAUGCCGACUUUUGCGAGGACGCACGCAAGCUCCCGGCUCGCACUCCCGUACACCCCCCCCCCCCCACCUCCCAUCUAUGCAUCCGUUCAUCCAUCCAUCCAAAACUAACCAACCGGAACCCAGUACACCCUCCCCAGAACUGCAAAGCCAAAGUCCAAAAAGGCAUCCCUCGCCUCCUCCGCCACCUCUUCCAUCCCAACCGGUACCCACCCUCACCCCCAUUACUUCCAUUCAGCCAUCACACCCUUACUAACCGUCAAAGCAAACAUAACUCUCCGCUCCCUCCGCGGCGCCUCAAUAACCCACCCCCUCCCCGCAACGCCUCUAUCCACGAGCAUAAUCACGCUAAAGCACCAGUUAUCCACGGCCAGUAAGAUACCAAUUGAGAAGAUCAAGCUACUGCUGAAGGGGAGGGUGCUCAGCGACCUAAAGACACUAGAGGGGGUCGGUGUUAAGGCGGGGGAAGGGGAGGUUGUGAUCAGCGUCAUGGUUAUGGGUGGCGGGGGGGAGAAGGAAAAGGAGGGGGACGAGGAGAAGGAGAAGGAGGGGGAGGAGGAGAAGGAGGAGAAGGGAGGGGGGGGGGAGGGAAUCGUUGUGGACGAGGCUUUUUGGGUGGAUUUACGGGGGUGGCUGGAUGGGAGGGUUGGAGGCCAGCUUGCGGAGGAGAUGCUUGGGGUGUUUAGGCGGGGGUGGGGGACCAAGUGA
This is a messenger RNA of Tuber aestivum (summer truffle), 769 nucleotides long. Lineage: Eukaryota; Fungi; Ascomycota; Pezizomycetes; Pezizales; Tuberaceae. The record is from the annotation of a GenBank genome assembly.